Molecule: messenger RNA, 516 nt
Organism: Naegleria fowleri
Lineage: Eukaryota; Heterolobosea; Eutetramitea; Acrasida; Naegleriidae
Exons: 5
Coding region: 1-516 (171 amino acids)
Molecular function (GO): peptide-methionine (S)-S-oxide reductase activity
Source: RefSeq, a predicted model, not a curated record
AUGUCUUCAUCUCAUAAUCUCGCAACCUUAGCAGGAGGUUGUUUUUGGUGCUUGGAAGCAAUUUUCCAACGUGUAAAGGGUGUUGAAAAAGUGGUUUCAGGUUAUAUGGGUGGUCACAUUCCAAAUCCAACCUAUGAACGAGUGUGCAAUGGAAAUACAGGUCAUGCAGAGGUCAUUCAAAUUACAUUCAAGCCAUCGGAUGUAUCUUUUAAGGAAUUGUUAGAUGUAUUUUGGAAGUGUCAUGAUCCAACUCAAUUGAAUCGCCAAGGACAUGACAUUGGAACUCAAUACCGUAGUGCUAUUUUUUAUCAUGAUGAGACACAAAAACAACAAGCUCUAGAAUCCAAAGAAAAGGCACAAAAGGAUUUCACAUCUCCAAUUGUGACAGAAAUUACAGCUGCUUCUGAGUUCUAUCCAGCAGAGGAGUAUCAUCAAAAUUAUUUCAAUUUAAACGAAAAGAGGAAUCCUUAUUGCAAAAUGAUCAGAGGAAAAUUGAACAAAUUGAAUAUGAAAUAG